AUGAAGAACUUUGCACUUCAGUUGUUCUUCCUUUGGGGGGCCGUUCUAGGACCCGUCAUUGCAUACGGACCACGAGCUGUUGCCGAAGAGAUGUCGUACUGGUACGCCUAUGUGUUGGAAGGGAAAGCCUUGGAAUCAAGCGUGGGCUAUUCCCCGAUUGUUGCACUCGGAUGUGCCGACAGACAGGCUGGGGGCAAGCGAUGCUCGCUUAAACAGUUCUUGGAUUACAUCUAUGCACCACAAGUGGACCACAAUGGGAAUCCCAAGCACGCCGCAACACCAGAUGGUCCAAACCCCAACCCCCAGAGGACUUUGAAUGGGAAAAUGCCGACCUGUCCAAAAUCUUUGCUCGGAUCAACAAUGCCGGCUAUAGAGAUGGCACUCGGGGAUUUCUGGUCAGCGCGCAGAAUGGUCACUCGGCCCAUUGCGGAUCUUUCGGCUCUCGUCGACCAGUUUCAUGAUCAGACUAUGGUCACGAAGCUCCUCGCCAAGGCCAGAGAAGCAAACAAGGCGGCGUAUAUGAUGCGCCUUAUGGACUAUGAAAAAUACCGCAUCUCCAAAGGCUCGCUGGCAUCGGUACUUGGCGAAGGCAAAACGGUUAAGACGAAACGUUUGGACACUGGAAUUAGAGGGUACACUUUUGACGCCCUCGAUGCUCAGGCAACGUUAAACGCAAACGAGGGUCUUACCCAAGGCGAGCUUGAGGAGGCUGCUAUCAAAGUUCGAGAUCUCCCGUCCAAUAGGAACCACUGGGUUGCGCUUAAGGCUGGCCAAGUUGCUCUUGCGUCCGGUCACUGUGAGAUCCCAGCAGGAGCGGACAUUACGCUUAGGUGA
Molecule: messenger RNA, 834 nt
Organism: Penicillium verrucosum
Lineage: Eukaryota; Fungi; Ascomycota; Eurotiomycetes; Eurotiales; Aspergillaceae
Exons: 3
Coding region: 1-834 (277 amino acids)
Source: RefSeq, a predicted model, not a curated record